UUCAGUUUAAUAAAGCAAGAGAAAGAAAAGCAAUAGCAUAGAGAUCUAACUAGUGAAAAAAGAGACCACCAACAAGAUGGCGCAACAGGAAGAAAUGAAGAACAAGUUUAUCGUGCUUGGAUUUGCUACCGGGCUGCUUGCGGCAGAAAUUAUUUGUGGCUUGGCUGAGGCUCCAGUGGGUAAGCUCAAGGCAUUGGACCAAAAGAAGUGGAUCUUCCCCAUUGUUGCCGUGGUGUUAACUCCAAUUGGAGUUUACAUCCAAAUUCAGAGCUUCAUUUCCAAAGCCCGUGCUGCUGGGGCUGUGUGGAGACGAUGCUGGUUCUUCACUAUAGAAGUUAAUAGAUCCCCGCGUAAAAUAUGGGCUAACAAGUUCGACCUGAUGGGAAUCAUAUUUUGGUUUGUUCAUUUCGGGCUUGUUAUUUUUGACCUCGUAAUGAAAGCUAAGCACAAGGAAGUUGGAUCCAUGGGCUUGUUGUCUAUUUACCCAGGCAUUGCAGCUGGAUUGGAGGUGAUCCAUGCUUCCUUGUCCCUGUGCAAUUGCUUUCAACGCCCUUACAUUGUCCGCUAUGCAAAUGACGUCAGAAGGGUAGUUCCACAUUCGCAUCAUGGAGGCUAUGUCGAAAUAAUUAUGGACCAUAUUACUCUUGGUCGGUAGGAUUCUUACAUGUGCCCAGCCCAAUAGAAUGUGCCAGGACCC
Oldenlandia corymbosa var. corymbosa is the source of this 697-nucleotide messenger RNA. The record is from the annotation of a GenBank genome assembly. Lineage: Eukaryota; Viridiplantae; Streptophyta; Magnoliopsida; Gentianales; Rubiaceae.